AACCCACUCUUGGAUGACGCAACGUUUGGAGUCAUCAUCAUCGCCCAGUACUGCGUCAUCAGCAGUUUCAUAAAUAUUAGCGGCAUCGUCACCAACACCAUCAACAUCGCCGUUUUCAUGAAGCUGGGCUCUUCCGAGGUUAUCAACAUCAGUCUCCUGGGCCUGUCAGUGGCCGACCUUGGCAGCCUCGUUGCUCUGCAGUUCUUAAACAUCUGCAUCAGCCCAUGGAUGCAGACGGCGGAUAUUCCCUUCGACUCUUUUGAGGUGGCGUAUUUGGUAGGGGGGUGGCCCAGGAUGUACACGGUUCGCGUCGUCGCUUGGAUAACGGCGUUCAUCAACUUGGAGAGGUGUCUGUGUAUCGCCCUGCCCCUGAAAGUCAGGUUUAUUCUAACCGCCAGGAGAGCUUUGUACGUCAUGGUUGUGAUCUUUGUCGUCAUUGCUGGCGCACUCUCUGCAAGUUUCAUAACGACAACCCUUGUGUGGAAAUUCAGCCCGGCAAGAAAUAAGACGAUUGUAGGGAUAGGCAUCACUGCUAACCGGAAAGAAGUCGACAGUAUAACAUUUGUCAUAAGUGACAUAUUCCUACCGAUUUCCGCAUAUGUGUUAGUGAUUAUAUGUACCGUGAUUCUAGCCACCAAGCUAAAUUUUUAUUGCAAAAUGGCGUCAUCAAAAUGCGUCCAAAAAUCGGAUCAGGUGACCGGGAAGGAGAUUAAAGUCGUAAAGCUCGUUAACGUCAUAUCCUGGCUUUUCAUCGCCUGCUAUUUCCCCAACGCCGCUCUCUUCUCCUGCAUGGCUUACGAGCCAGAGUUCAACAUUGACGGAAAAUACCGAAAUAUAUUCUUGGUCUGUUUCUCCUAUUGUUUCAUAGCCGAGUCCAUCAACUCGAGU
Messenger RNA from Lymnaea stagnalis (great pond snail), 888 nucleotides. NCBI's taxonomy places the organism in Eukaryota, Metazoa, Mollusca, Gastropoda, Lymnaeidae. The record is from the annotation of a GenBank genome assembly.